AUCGAUGUAAGUAUAAAAUCCUCAUCUUUGGUUUUCUGUUUGUUUGCCGAGAAAGUAGGUUGGAAAAUCAGAGAAAUUGCUGACUCGGGUAUUUUAGUGUUUGAAAUUUCAUAUUUGAUAGUGAUAGUAUAGUCAUCUAACUCCUUGUCUGCUUAAGUCUUAUGUCUGUAGUCAAGACAUCUGCUUGGUUUGUUGUUUCUGCAGAUCUGUUGUUAAAUAAUGAGAGAGAUCCUUCACAUUCAGGGUGGACAAUGUGGGAACCAGAUCGGUGCUAAGUUUUGGGAAAUGGUCUGUGAUGAGCACGAUAUUGAUCCGAUAGGACGAUACAAUGGAAACUCUGAUCUGCAACUAGAGCGUGUGAAUGUCUAUUACAAUGAGGCUUCGUGUGGGCGAUUUUGUCCCGCGUGUUGUGCUCAUGGAUCUGGAACCAGGUACUAUGGACAGUGUCAGGACUGGUCCCUACGGUUAGAUCUUCAGGCCUGAUAACUUUGUGUUUGGUUAAUCUGGCGCCAGUAACAACUGGGCUAAGGGCCAUUACAUUGAGGGAGCUGAGCUCAUUGAUGCUGUUUUUGAUGUUGUGAGAAAGGAGGUAGAGAACUGUGAUUUGUCCCAGUCGUUGGUGCUGGGUUCCUUCGAACCCAGUAGGGAGGGGAAGGAGAAAAGGAAAGAGAAGGAGAAAAAAAAAAUUUUUUAUUUAUU
This is a messenger RNA of Rubroshorea leprosula, 699 nucleotides long. The record is from the annotation of a GenBank genome assembly. Lineage: Eukaryota; Viridiplantae; Streptophyta; Magnoliopsida; Malvales; Dipterocarpaceae.